UUAGCUUAUUCGGUUGUGAUCAAGUGGCAGCGUCCUUUAGUACCCAAUGGCCCAAUUUCAUACUAUACAGUUUGUUACAAGAUUAAUAUGGUUAGUAGCAAACAAACUUGCAGAAGAACUACCACUACUGAAAGUUGGCUCACCAACCUCAAACCUUUCUCUCAUUACCUUAUAAUUGUGAAGGCUGUCAAUGUUGAAAAACCCAAUAUACUGGAAAGCAAGUGGAGCACGCAAAUACAAUUCCGAACUUUGUCAUCUAUUCCAAGCCAGCCACGACAAUUGACAGUCACUGACAAACAAAUACAAUCAGUUCGUCUUAAGUGGCAAAAACCGUCUAAUCCUAAUGGAAGGAUAGCAAAAUAUGAGAUUAUUGUAGUGCAGGGAGGAGGUAUUGAUGCUAGUAACUAUGAUAGCAAGAUGGUGGUUGUUAACAAGACUGUCAGUGGGAGCAUCUCAGCUUACACAGUAACUGGAUUGACAGAGUUAACACGUUACAGUGUGUGGAUUGUUGCAGUCAAUAUUCGACGAACUGACAAAGCAAAAUUGACAAGUCGUCCAAGUCAAGUGAUAACGUUUGAUACUAAAGGUGGAGGUUAGUGU
Corticium candelabrum is the source of this 600-nucleotide messenger RNA. Its product is annotated as phosphatidylinositol phosphatase PTPRQ-like. The transcript has 2 exons. Gene Ontology annotation, molecular function: protein binding. Lineage: Eukaryota; Metazoa; Porifera; Homoscleromorpha; Homosclerophorida; Plakinidae. The annotation marks the transcript as partial. The record is from RefSeq and is a predicted model, not a curated record.